AUGGAUUCAAAGCGAAGUCGCAAGCAGCGAUCCGACAUCAAUGGAACUCAAGUUGACGCUCUUCUCUAUUCUGAACGCGGUCUCAAGAUACUAGCCCACCUGGAGCGCAGUGUCUUGGACGGUCUUCCAGAAGAGUCCUUCAAAUCAGAUGUUAUUUCCUACUACCGAGACGAGCUCAGCACCGCAGUUUCCGUGGGCGAAAUCGAGAGUAAGCUCCCGCUUUUCUGGUCAAAGUGGUGCCCCAUUGGGAAAAACCCGACCCGUUGGAAAGAAAUCUACCGUCUCGGACUCAAAGGGCUGCCUCGUCUUGAACAUGACAAGGCAGAAUGGGUGAGGAAGAAAGCAAUCGAGUUGCAAAGCAAGUACAGAGCUCUACGCCGCCUAAGGAGUGCUUCGGCAUUGCCUCCGACUUCUCGAAGCACACCUAAAAGACCAUCAGACUGUCUAGUUGGAGAUUUGGCGAGCGGUCGAGCUCAAGGACGUCGGCAAUAUGAUGGACCUCUCAAACAAAAGAGAAAAAGGAAGAGGACGGCAUCAAUGUACGCUCGCAGUACGCCCCUUAAAAGGUCGGCGUCUCCAUUUCCUCCAGCAACGAGAUGGCCUAGCGUCGCACCCGAAUUUCGGCGCUGCCAGGAGGGCACUUCAGGUGUUGAAGUUUCGUUUCAAACGCCCAUUAAUCCAGUCGCUGGGAAACCGUCACCAACAAUUAGUCUUCGAGAAUACUCUCAGCAGCUCCCCGAGAAUGUCGCUGAGAUGGAAAAUGGACUGGUUGUAUCUAACCAACCAUCUCCAUCCGGAACACACCUUACGGAUGCUGAACGACGACAUUUCUUGGAGACGAUGGCGGAAUUGGACGACUUCAGAAAUCAGAACACUCAGCUGAGCUUGGCACUGGACACUGCAAGAAGUGAAAAAGCUCAAUUGAUGUUGGAGUUGGACGAGUUGAGAAUUCAAGCCACCGAUGAUACACGGUAUUGGAAGAAGCUGUAUCGCAAAACCCGGAAACGGCGGGAUUCCCUCAAACGUCGCAACAAGCAUAUGCAAGUUGAACUUGUCAAAUCUACCACAGGUGAGACGAGCAAAACCAACUUGACACUCCGCCGCGAGAACGACCUCCUCCGGGAAAAACUGGAUAGCUACCAGGUCACUUUCCAGUUCCAGAAACCCUUUAGCGAGAAUUUCCGAGCACAGAAUGUAGAAAAAGUCAUCGAUCACGUCGAAUCGGCCCGGUCAAAGCUCUUCAAGAUCUUACAAGGACAAGAUGUCUUGUUUGCUAUUGAGAAGCUGGAUGGCGUAAGCGGUUUGGCCCUUGCGGCGCUCUUUAAAAGGGCGCUGGGCCCUGACGCUACUACCCUCGAUACCUCUACCGGAGGCUUGACUCUCACCGACCAGCUCUGCACGGCCACAUUACAGGCGGUUGUCCUAAGCCUAGUUUCUGCAGCCAUCUGCAUAUGGGUGUUUGAAGCCGAGGUGGGGGCGCUGUUCCAGGAGAAUGAUCUUUUCUUCUCGAAGCUCCAAGACCUCCUGGCUACACAAGACAGGAAACUGGCAGACAGCUUUCUAUACGCUGCCCUCGAAAAGUGCAUCGACGACCCUUCUGUAGGCGACUUGACGAUUCCGAGGCGAGCGCGGCACCUCUCCCAACGGACACUAGACGCCAUCAGGCCUCUGCUGGAUGCUCACAGACACCUGGACGACCAAUAUGUCGAGGUCGCAGACAGAUGGGGUGAAUAUGAACAGCAGAUGACUGAGAUCUUCAAACAGGCGCUGUACGCAAAAUCAAGGCUCAUCUUGACCACUGAUCUGUAUAAGUGCGUCCUUCAUUUACCUGGGACAUCUUGUGACAGAGUCAGUAUGGAGAAGAGAGGUGGCGCAGAAACCGAGCCCGAUGCAGUGAUAGGCAUCACAAUCUUUCCAGGUCUGCUUCGGUAUGCUUCUGAGGAAGGAUUUAAUUUCAACCGGUUUUUGACGGGGAACAAAACGCCUAGGAAUGUCGCAGCCAACGUGCUGAGGAAAGCGGUAGUUUGCACGAGGUAG
Messenger RNA from Cladophialophora bantiana CBS 173.52, 2037 nucleotides. RefSeq lists its product as uncharacterized. The record is from RefSeq and is a predicted model, not a curated record. NCBI's taxonomy places the organism in Eukaryota, Fungi, Ascomycota, Eurotiomycetes, Chaetothyriales, Herpotrichiellaceae. The transcript has 3 exons. The coding region runs from base 1 to 2037 and encodes 678 amino acids.